Molecule: messenger RNA, 2667 nt
Organism: Oikopleura dioica
Lineage: Eukaryota; Metazoa; Chordata; Appendicularia; Copelata; Oikopleuridae
Source: the annotation of a GenBank genome assembly
AUGAAGCUCCGAGAGAAUGCGUUAUUUCAAAUUGCAAUAACAGCAUCAUCAGUAAAGUCUCAAGUGCUUACGAAAGUAACCGAUCCUCAAUGGAUCGGAACACAAGUAGAUCCUCCGUCAGACGAUGUCAAUGUUGGCAAUCAAGCAGAUAUAUCUGAUUUUUAUCUCAAACCAUCCGAUGCAGCAGCUCUCGCCAAAGCUGGUUUCAAUCCGGACAGCGCUCGGGUUAUAACUCCUGAAGAUGGCUACAUUGAGCCAGACGACAAUGCUGUGACACCGAGAGGCUUGUCAAACUCGAACAAAUGGCGGCCUCUUACUCCAGGCGGGCCAGUGACUGUACCGUAUUAUGUUCACAGCACCGCGAGUUCUUUCCAAACUCUCAUUCAGACUUCUAUGGAAUCUUUGGCCAAUGACCUCGCCUGUUUUUCGAUGCCUGAGGUCACCGACGAAGAAAUCGACUCUACGACCUACGAAAAUGGAAUUGUCUUUGUUAGGCACGAAAACCGUUGCUACUCUGCUCUUGGUCUCGCUCCUGGGGCGCAUUUCGGAACACAGGGAGUCUCUAGCGUUGCUGCUUUUGGCGUUCCUGCUACUUGGCAAGUCAUCGCCCUUGCCGAUAUUUGCACUCCAGAUAAUCCAUCAACGAUUCAGCACGAAAUGCUUCAUGCACUAGGAGUUCUGCACGAGCAUCAACGACCUGAUAGAGAUACGUACCUGCUCUUUAAUCCUUCAGCUUCGAGUAACCCCAGUGCAUAUGAUCUGAUUGCGUCCGAGCAAUGGUUCGACAUGGGAAGUCCUUUGGAAGUCGAGUCCGUCAUGACUUAUUGCUCCUUCUGUGGCGCGAUCGGCGAUGCUCCAGUAAUGACCAUCAGAGCCACAGGGGAAACUUUUAGUGACGGGUACAGAAUCACAACAACAGAUGCGAAGCAGCUUCAACACGCCUACUGCGAACUUGAUCCAAUUAAUUUCCCUGACUUCACUUACAAACAAGCGAUCAGUUGCACCUCCACUGACAAGCUCGGCUUCAACCGGGAAAUUUUCACGGAUCGUCUAUGCGACAAUGUCGUUGACUGCGGCGGAGGCGAGGAUGAAACCGGAGAGCUGAACCGGUGCAAUCCAAAAACUCCCAACACGAGCAACGGCUGCUGUGGAUCAUUGUACUUUCCCUACCAAGGUGAGUGUAUCGCCAAUGGUGAAGUCUACAACAACAAGGAGGUCUGGGAAUGCAGCAAUUCUGUAAUUGCGAAUUAUAACGGAGCCUGGUACGUAUUCACUGCGGAUUCGUGGCCUCUUAACGGAGCCUACUGGUUCUCGGACUCCAUUGUUUCGGACUCAGUUUGUCCUCCAAUCAACGAAGCUUGGAACAAUGGCAAUAUCGCUACCUGCGUCUGGGCAGGUGCCGAUGACUCAGACGAAUGCGAUCCAAAUCCUUGUGAUCCGAACGCUACUUGUACUGAUUUGUACAGAGACUACAGCUGCGAAUGCAAUGAACUCUACACUGGAGACGGCGAGACCUGCACAUUCAUCCCCGAAGUCGACGAAUGCGCUGAUGGCACUCAUGUGUGCGAUGGUAACGCCGUUUGUACCGAUGCAAGAAUCGACUACACUUGUGAAUGUGCUGAUGGAUUUAAAGAUAGUCACCAGGGCGAUGCUCCAGGUCAAUCCUGUGUUCCAGAUGAUACUUGCUGUGAAGUCAUUGAGGUUGCCAUCUGGUCUGGUACGAUUCAAUGCAUAAAAAACGACACUGAGACACAAUAUGAUAGACCAACAUGGCAGUGUGAUGGUGACGGUUAUUAUAUCGGACAUCAUCCACUCUUGAGCCCUCCGUUUGCUUUGUUUUUGGAUCCUACUACAUACUAUGGAGGUUACAUGUGCGACUCUACCAAUAUCACCAUCUCCGCCCACGUAGACCACCUCUACGCCAAUCUGCCUCCAUCUCUCUACAACAACGUCCGACUCAACAUCGGAACAUGCACGGGCAACGAUGCUCCCGACGCAAACGGCUGGAUGACAGAAACUUUCGAGUUAGGAACAUGCGGUGGCGACGCUACUCAAUCCGGCGAAAUCUUCAUUUCUUGGAUGGGACAAGGUCCUCCCGAAGUCAUCCAGCAGGACGGCGUUUACAUUUCCUCGAUUCUUGGCUUCAAAGCUGAGUGCAUCUACUCAAGCGAGCUAAGUCUCAUGGCCGAUCCAUUUUCAGUCGACCAAUUUGACUCAACUGCAGUGCCAGUAACUGACACAAGCAACUUUAACAAUCACUUCGAAUUAAACAUCUACAGCGAUAUUUUCAUGUCGGCCAAAGCUGCUGACGUCAACAUUGGUGAAAGACUUUUCGGCUCCGUCACUUCCGACCUCGAUCUAGGCGCCCUCUCCUACGUCUACCAAAUUACAAAAUGCACCGCCUACGACAGCGCCGACAUGGAAGGUCAGAGCUACAACAUCCUCGCCGAUCACUGCUCUCCAUCAACAGUCGUCGAUUUUGACGACUCCGACCUAACGGGAUACAGCGCCGUGCUGUCGGGAUUUGAUUCUGCCGACUUUUCUUUUACGAGUUUCACAUUCAGCACUGACGAUGAGACUCUUCAUAUUGAAUGCGACGUGAAAAUUUGCGUUCGUGGCGCGAAUGGCGCUCUUUUGGAUUCUUCUUGCCCUACUUCCUGUCCUUGA